This is a messenger RNA of Mangifera indica (mango), 1315 nucleotides long. RefSeq names its product syntaxin-51-like. Gene Ontology annotation, molecular function: SNARE binding; SNAP receptor activity. Gene Ontology annotation, biological process: vesicle fusion; intracellular protein transport. The record is from RefSeq and is a predicted model, not a curated record. Bases 380 to 1081 code for a protein of 233 amino acids. NCBI's taxonomy places the organism in Eukaryota, Viridiplantae, Streptophyta, Magnoliopsida, Sapindales, Anacardiaceae. The transcript has 6 exons. Gene Ontology annotation, cellular component: SNARE complex; endomembrane system.
UUCAAUCACGUGUUGUAAUUGGAUGAUGAUUUGUUUGCAUUAGGGUUUUGGGUUGCCAUAGGGGGCAAGUUGUUCUAAUUAUUUCUUGGAAAAUUGUGGAAUUGAUUGAUUUUUUUUGAGGUUCUGAAAAUCCAAUUUUCGUUUAUAUAAAUUUUAGCUUUCUUUGUUUCGGGGUCAAUGCAGGUUGAAUUAUGUGAAAUUUUUAGACUUUUUUUUUUUUUUAGAUCAAUGUGAAUUUGUUGUUAUUAAAGGGGAAAUUUGUGACGUUGGGCGGGUUUGUUGAUUUGAUUAUGAUAUUUUGAGAGAAAAACUGAAGCUGAGAAUUGGGCAUAUUUGAAUUAGAUCAGUUUGUAUUAAUAUCAUUUAUUGUGUUAGUUCGAUGGCAUCUUCAUCUGACUCGUGGGUGAAGGAAUACAAUGAAGCAGUAAAACUUGCGGAUGAUAUUAAUGGCAUGAUAUCAGAACGGAGUUCAUUACCAGCAUCUGGACCUGAAUCGCAGCGUCAUGCAUCUGCUAUACGGAGGAAGAUUACAAUAUUGGGGACUAGGCUUGAUAGCUUACAGUCCCUAUUGUCUAAGCUUCCAGGGAAACAGCCCAUAUCAGAGAAAGAGAUGAAUCGUCGCAAGGACAUGCUUGCUAAUUUGAGAUCAAAAGUGAUCCAGAUGGCUUCCACAUUGAACAUGUCAAACUUUGCCAAUAGGGACAGCUUGCUUGGGCCAGAAAUUAAGCAGGCUGAUCCCAUGAGCAGAACAACCGGCCUGGACAACCAUGGCCUAGUUGGUCUUCAACGACAAAUCAUGAAAGAGCAAGAUGAAGGGCUUGAGAAACUGGAAGAGACUGUAAUUAGUACAAAACAUAUUGCAUUGGCAGUCAACGAAGAGCUUGACCUACACACUAGACUCAUUGAUGACUUGGACCAACAUGUGGAUGUUACAGACUCUCGCUUAAGGCGAGUGCAGAAGAACCUUGCAAUUUUGAAUAAGAAGACAAAGGGUGGUUGCUCUUGUAUGUGCAUGCUUUUAGCAGUAGUCGGGAUUGUAGUUCUGGUCGUCAUCAUAUACCUUUUGAUUAAAUACUUGUAAUAAUGAUAAAUAACAAAGUAUCAUUUCCCCUUCCGGUGUGUGUGGCCUGGUGUGCUGGCUUUUACACUUUUGUUUGUUUGAACCGUUUUGGCUUGAUUUUAAUUAAAGCUGUCUUUGGUACUUUGUGAGCCAAGUGGAAAUGUUGAGGGAUGCAACAGCUUUGUAAAUUACAACUUAGAAGUAACACUGAAAUGGUAAGUAAUAAUAAAUUAUUGGGACUUUCAUUUAUUAUUA